Messenger RNA from Gryllus bimaculatus (two-spotted cricket), 440 nucleotides. Lineage: Eukaryota; Metazoa; Arthropoda; Insecta; Orthoptera; Gryllidae. The record is from the annotation of a GenBank genome assembly.
UAAUUGUUGGUAAUGCAACAAUAAGACCCACACAGGAGGACCAAAGAGCUGAAACCAGAAACACGAGGACUCAGAGAGGUUCACAGAGGUCAAACACCACACAUUCUAAAGCAACUUUUUGUUCAGAAUUCUGCAAUAUGGAAAAUAGGGAGCAAAUCGUUGAUAAAUUUGAUGCCUGGCAAGAAGUUUUUGACGACUGGCAAGGGGCUAUUUUCAGCCUUCAAAAUGACGUACAAAUGAAAUUGUCCACUAUGCUGCAGGGAGGUGAAGUUUUGAGUCGAGAAGCCAUUGUUACAUCCGUGAAUUUAUGUCAAGAUAUUUUAAACGAUUUAUUGUUCUUGGAAUCACAAGUCGAAGAAACACUUAAGAACUUACAGCUUAUGAUGGACCAAUUACCUUCAGGACCAAAGAGGAGGAGGAUGCAGACAGAAGAUAUGUAA